Messenger RNA from Durusdinium trenchii, 3255 nucleotides. The record is from the annotation of a GenBank genome assembly. Lineage: Eukaryota; Dinophyceae; Suessiales; Symbiodiniaceae.
AUGUGUUGCCCUGUUGGUGCACGGCUGCCGACCUUCGACUUCUUCGAAGUGUUGCUUCAGCGAAGCGACCACGAGAGCAGCGAAGCCUUCGGCUUGAAGGUUUUAUGCUGCGAUGGUUUGUUGAUCAUGUAUGCAGAGCAGGAUAAUGGAAUUCUGCAGCGAUGGAACUGCGAUCAUCCGACGAAGAAGAUUCGCGAAGGCUAUGCCAUUAGCUCCGUGAACGGCAAGGAGGGCUUCGACUUCCAAGCCGUCGCCUUUCUGCCGGGCAUCCCCACGGUCAUUGAGAAGCAGGCCCUAGCGGCAAACCUGGCGGACGCCCUUGAGGUGGUAUGCCCUGUGCUUCAGCCCCCUGCCCCACCACCUGAGCGGCAGGACCAGCCGGGCAUUGGUCGCCGGGUGGUGAACGGCGAAGUCUUCGCUCGGAAUGUCCCUGCGCUGAUGAACGGCACUGGGAGCUUCUUGUCGCCUGACUGGGUGGCCAAAUCCAUUCCACUUCACUCGCUGAGCUGUCAGGCUCUAACCGCGGUGGCCAAAGUAGAGAAAUGGUCCGUGGAUGUGCUGAGCCUCUACAGCGCGGGCGAACCCUACCAGUCCAACAGCCUUUUGGCCCACGUGAACGUCACCGCUGACAUCCCCGGGCGGCUUCGCUGCUUGGGGUACUUGGACACCAAGGCGCCACCACAGGUACCACAAGAUGUCUUCGUGCCAACGGACUCGCUGAGCCUCGUGGGCGAAUCAGACCUCAUCCAGUACGAUAUCCCGGCCACUAAAGUCGUGACCUUGAGGAUCUCGCAGCAGCGUGUGGCCUUCUUGGCACCCGCCGUGAACUUCGCCGGCGCCGCGCCAUCGAUCUUUGUGUGGUGUGCCCAUGAUGGCUCGACCGUGCUGUACCCGAACGGCUCGCCCUUGGUGGUGAACAUUCAGGCACGUCAGCCUCCAAGCUUCAUCUACAAGCAGUUCAACACCACCGUGACCUCUGUUGACCUCACUUUACAGCUGGAGUUUACACCGAUCGUGGCGGAAUUUAGUGAGACGUUCCCCAAGAACUACUACGACCAGGUAGACUUCCGUGCGCGGCCUGCUCUCCCAGCUGGUCUGACCAUAGACACGACCACUGGAGCCAUUGGUGGCAUCCCUGUCCUGGCUGGGGCCUUCCAACGGAGCUUGGUGGCCAUUUCGCUGAACCCACCGCGCCUGGCCGCCUCCUAUGACUUGGAGAUCCGGGUGAAGGACGUCCUGGGGCCGAGCUUCACCAGCGCCAGCGCUGACAACAUGCUGGUCAGCAUUCAGCCACGCUCCACGAACAUCUUUCAACCACAGAAGGCCUUUCUUCUCGUCCGCAAGCGUACGAAUCCCUUUACUGACACGCCGGAGGAAUUCUUCUGCCUGAAUGCGCUGAGAGACAUUCCCUUCAGGAACAUCACGGAGGUGAUUUGCACCUUGCAGGAUGAAGUCUGUUGCUGCGCCAGCUACGUCCUUCUGCACGUGCCAGUGCAGGACCUACGCUUGCGCACAGCGGACUGCAGCUUCCUACCCACCGAGAGGUAUCACAUUGGGGGCCUUGUCGAGGGGCUGUUGCAGACCUCAGAAGGUGUGGCGAGACCAGCUCGGCUGCACUCCUCCUACAAGGUGUACGCCACCAUGCCGCCACAGGUCACGGCCCAGGACAAGAAGCCAGUACGCUUUGACCUGGUGAUCUUAAUGCCUUAUCAGGAGUAUGCAGCUCAGAAGGAGAGCCUCAACGGUAUCCUGAUCCAAGAGCUCACCGACACGGUGUUUAUUCCCAAGGACUUGGUGGAGAUCUUGUCCGUGGAAGAGAGCAGCGGUGACACGGUGGUCAGCGUCUCUUUCUAUGUGGAGCCAAGAUGCUUGCAAGAACUUGGCCCAGAGGCGGAAUUGCUCUCCUUUGGCAUCAAUACCAAGGAAGGAUGUAACCUUGUGGCUCCGUUGGAGUACAUGAACGAGCUGAAGACCCAAGUGUCCAACAAGGCCUCCGCCUUGUUUUACCAAGACCUGGUCCUUCUGAACAAGGUGCAUCCUGAGAGAUCCUUCAGCUUCGCUGAGCAACACUUCUGCAACAAGGAGCCCCUUUGGGAGUUUGGCGCAGUGGCAGCGACCGAAGGCGAUUGCCCUUUCGACCUGGUGAAGGUGGGCAGCAUCGGAAUGGUGGCCGUCAUUGUGGGCCUGUCGCUGGUUUUAAGCGGCCUUGGGCGACUGGGACACAAAUGCGGCUGCUGCCUGCGUUUGGCCAAGGUACGGAUCCUGGAUAUCUUGACGCCCAUCUUGGGCCUCUACACCACUGGUUUCGACUAUGUUUGGCUUUUUUAUUUGCAAGGGAAUAACGUGCACCCUUUGCACGUGACGCUCUUCAUGGCCUGUUUGUGUAAUCUGUUUUUAUGCUUCGUGGUGAACGCUGCUGUCUUGCGGCUGACGCUCACCAGCUACAUCAUCGACACGCCAUGGUGGCGGAAGAACCGAAAGAGGUUGAGGCUGAUCCUGCUGCUCUCAGUAUUUUCCCCUCGCUUCUUCCGGAUUACCAAUUCGCACAUUGCAGCGAUCGACCGGACUCACAUCCACUUCGGCACGCCGUCAAAGAUGGCUGUGGUUUUUGCAAAUUUGGGCCUGGCGACGCUACUGCAAGAUCUUCCAUUGCUUCUGGUCCAAGUCUAUGUUUGGCUCAUUUGGCGGAAUUUGGCCCCGAAGGUGACUUUGCUUUGUUUCGGCCUGUGCCUGCAGAGCAUUCUCACCACAAUCUUGCACUACGUCUUCAGCCGCUCCCAGCGAGCCGCGUACGAGCGCGUGGUGAAACUCCUGGGCGUCCGCCGCUUGACCGCCGGCUUCUUCGACGUGUCGGCCACGGUGGGCCAGGCUGGCAAGGGCCAGUCAGAAGGCCUCCGUGUGGGGAAGAAGGCCGAUGACCCGGGUCGCUUCAAAGCUGAAGGCGUCGAUCCCACGAAGUUGGACCCCAUUCAGGCGGCCAUGUACGUCGCCCAGAUGUAUGACAAGCGAAAACCCAAGGAGGAGGAGCUCUUCUCCGAGGACAGCGAAGGAAGCAAGGAGGAACCCUUGAAGACCAACACACCGCAGAAGACCUUGUAUCCUCCAAACCUGUACGAAAAGAUGCGGCGAUUCUAUGCCCAGCACGACCCCACCAAGCUCACCAGCAUUUCUCGCGGGAACGUCGCGGUGGACGAAGCGGCGCUUGACGCUGAACUCAAGAGCAAGUUUGGUGUUGGGUUGGAGUCGGUGCAGUGA